CCUUUUUGCGGAAGACGCGUGAGGUCAAAGCAGACGGUGAAUUGCACAGGGCAUCCUUUUUCCCGGAGGAUUUGUACGCCCAGCAGCGAAAACGAAUAAUCCUAGUUGAAUUAGCGGCUGCAGACAUAAAAGACGAGAUUUUGAAGCAAUCGUUGCUUGGACAGCAGAAAUCGAGGAUUUGGGAUUGUGGAGAAAAUGGAGAAGGUGAUGAAUGUACUCAGACCGAAGCCAAAUCCGCAACAGCUAUUGAGAGAUUGGCAGCGCAAGCUUCGUCAAGAGUGUCGCAACAUUGAACGCCAAAUCCGAGAUAUACAAAGAGAAGAAAAAAACGUACAGAAGGCGAUAAGGGAGGCAGCUAAGAGAAAUGACAUGGGUUCAGCAAAGGCACUUGCAAAGGAACUUGUAAGAUCUAGGAAAACAGUGAAUCGUCUUUACGAAAAUAAAGCACAGUUGAAUUCAAUAUCAAUGCAUCUUGGGGAAAGUGUUGCAAUUGCUCGUACUGUGGGACAUUUAUCCAAGAGUGCUGAGGUUAUGAAGCUUGUCAACAACCUCAUGAAGGCUCCUGAGGUGGCUGUGACAAUGCAAGAAUUUAGCAAAGAAAUGACAAAGGCAGGGGUAAUCGAGGAGAUAGUAAGUGAUGCUGUUGACACAGCCCUAGAUUCUGAGGACAUAGAAGAUGAGAUUGAAGAAGAAGUUGAUAAAGUCUUAACUGCAAUUGCUGGUGAGACAGCUGCACAGCUUCCAGAAGCUGUCAGGAAGGACAAGGUGAAGCAACCUGCUCAAAGUGUCGAAGCUACAGAGGAAGAUGCUAUAGCUGAGGGAGUUGAUGAUGAAGAGGAAAUGGAAGAAAUUAGGGCUCGACUUGCUAAAGUUAGGUCAUAAGCUUAACUGGAUUCCUGCAGCCUAUCUGGUGUAUUACAAGGAGAUAACGACAGAUUUGUAUCCUACUUGAUGUAUUUAGAUUGAAAAGGGCAAAACCAAAGUUACGCCUAGAAAAGAAGAUCCUGGCAGCAGCGGUAUCUUGUGUAAAUAACACUGAAGUUCUUGGAAGAGCACCAAAAUUUAUGAGCUUGGUUUAUCCUUGGUUGAGAUAUUUUGCAGUGUUUUGCAAUUGAGCAUUAAACUAAGUUUGAUAAUUAAA
Messenger RNA from Neltuma alba, 1141 nucleotides. Its product is annotated as vacuolar protein sorting-associated protein 24 homolog 1. Gene Ontology annotation, biological process: vacuolar transport. The record is from RefSeq and is a predicted model, not a curated record. Lineage: Eukaryota; Viridiplantae; Streptophyta; Magnoliopsida; Fabales; Fabaceae. Bases 196 to 882 code for a protein of 228 amino acids. The transcript is spliced from 6 exons.